AUGCUGAGGGGGCGAACCGACCUCUCCGGGUCUUCCUCACAGAAGCAGAUGAAAGCAGGCUUUGUUGCGACUCAAAACCUGCCAGUGUUUCCUCGAUAUUUUCAGUUUAACUUCUUCGUGUUAAAACUUUUAAAAUGGUGUUCUUGUGGAUUUUUUUGUUGUUGUUUCCACCCCUUACAGAAGGGGUCCUCCGCGGUUGCUCCAGUUCACAUUGUCAAUGAAGAGUCAGCUGACAAGACUAAUUUGGGCUUUAUUCAUGCAUUUGUGGCUGCUAUAUCGGUCAUCAUCGUAUCAGAACUGGGGGAUAAGACCUUCUUCAUUGCAGCCAUCAUGGCAAUGCGGUACAACCGUUUGACUGUACUGGCUGGUGCUAUGCUUGCCUUGGGACUGAUGACAUGUUUAUCAGUUUUAUUUGGCUAUGCCACCACAGUUAUUCCUCGUGUGUACACAUACUAUGUGUCAACGGCACUGUUUGCAAUUUUUGGCAUCCGAAUGCUUCGGGAAGGCUUGAAAAUGAGUCCAGAUGAGGGUCAGGAAGAGCUGGAGGAAGUUCAAGCAGAAAUUAAAAAAAAAGAUGAGGAACUUCAGAGAACUAAACUGUUAAAUGGUCCAGGAGAUGGGGAAUCAGGGCCUGGAACGACUAUACCUCAGAAGAAGUGGCUACAUUUUAUUUCUCCAAUCUUUGUUCAAGCUUUUACUUUAACAUUUUUAGCAGAAUGGGGUGAUCGUUCCCAGUUAACGACCAUAGUCUUGGCCGCCAGAGAGGACCCCUACGGUGUGGCGGUAGGAGGAACAGUGGGACAUUGCCUAUGCACUGGUCUAGCAGUUAUUGGAGGGAGAAUGAUAGCACAAAAAAUUUCUGUUAGGACUGUGACAAUCAUAGGAGGCAUUGUCUUCUUAGCAUUUGCAUUUUCUGCACUAUUUAUAAGUCCAGACUCUGGUUUUUAGAAUUUUUCAUCACUGCAGAAGAACAAGGAUUGGAAGCAUCAAGCAGCUAUCCUUGUGUGGUUUUGUAUAUAAUGUACAGAAUUAUAGUUAAACAAGCACUGAAGAUGAGACACUGAACUUUUUAUAGCAAAUGAUUCAUGGGACUGACACAUUUAUGGACAGCUUCUGCAGUGGAGAUCUGCUUAUUGUCUGGUUUGUUCACUCUGUGGUGCCUGCUGCCUUGGUGGGAUUUACGUGGUUUUCUUGCUGGACCUGACUCAGCUGAGUUUUGAGGACCUACUUACUCUCAAAAGUAUUGAGGCUUCCUCUGUUCUUCCUCUGUUACACAUGGUCACCUUUCCUGUUUCUGCAAGAGCUGAUUCUUAAGGCUUCUCGAAGCAGACUGUCUUGUUCCAUGUUGCUCAACAGACGGUGUUAAGGAGAAAACUGCUGGCUCCCACCUCCAAGGACUUCGGUUCCAGGGUGCGCCUGAGGCUGGGUAAUCUAAGCAACAAGAAACCUGGGAGCAGUUCCU
Nipponia nippon (crested ibis) is the source of this 1462-nucleotide messenger RNA. The record is from RefSeq and is a predicted model, not a curated record. NCBI's taxonomy places the organism in Eukaryota, Metazoa, Chordata, Aves, Pelecaniformes, Threskiornithidae.